Molecule: messenger RNA, 393 nt
Organism: Aspergillus glaucus CBS 516.65
Lineage: Eukaryota; Fungi; Ascomycota; Eurotiomycetes; Eurotiales; Aspergillaceae
Exons: 1
Coding region: 1-393 (130 amino acids)
Source: RefSeq, a predicted model, not a curated record
AUGUCAGCCAAGGAAAGCAACAAUAUUGUCCGCCAAUUCGCCUCGGUACAGAAGAGGGCGGCAGUAAUAAUGGGGGGAGCGUUCCGGACAACCGCAAUGGCGGCAUUGAAUGUGGAGCUCUAUCUGCCACCAAUGAAGGUGCAGAUGGAACGAAUGGUCAGAGAGACCGCAGUUAGAAUCCGCAUCGGACCAGCCCACGGGCUGGACGGCAUCCUCAACAGCCGACGGGAAGAUGAACGCACCGUUAGGGGGGUGGACCCUCUUGGAGGUGCAAGCCAGGAAGAGGGAUGGAUGCCCACUAGCUCCCCCAGAAUCUUUGGCCGGAGCAUGGGAGAGCCGGUGUGCAUUUAUCCGGGCACCAUGGCAAGCGCCUUCAGAAGUGGUCAUCCAUGA